AUGCAAGUGUUAGGUCAACCGACGUUCGACGUGUACGCUAAUCCAGUCGUCUCGGACGAUGGCGGCAGCGUCCUCUACGACGGAUACGUGCACUUCACAGAAGGCUCGACACUGACAACGUACGUCCUGGUCGACGGCGUUCCAUACGCUACCAGGUCAGUGAUGGAUGAGUCUGCAAACAUCUUAUCACGCUCGGUGCACUGCUUGCCAGGAAAUACGGUGCCAUCAGUUACGUCCCUGAUAGCUGCGCUCAAUGACAUGCGCGUGGCUUCGACUGCCCGCUUAAACGGCGGCAAGAUCAAGUGUGCAUCAGGAAACCUCUUCAAGAUGACGUUCCAAGGACUGGAUCUAGCAGUUUGUGCCUCUGGGUCUUCAGGCUUUCGCGCUUACGGGAGCGACAUCGACAUUAAGGUCAAGUACUUGAAGCACCACGUGCAGAUCCCGGUGCCAGAGCUGACUGCAGGAAUGACGGGAAAGUGUGAACCUGUCACCAGUGCCACUGCAGUGACUCCUGCGGCAGUUGCUUUGCUCACUGGCCAACCAGUCCACAGCGAGGCAAGAAGUUCGGACAGCGGCGCGUCUGUCACUCUGUCUUCGACGACGUGCAAGUGCAUGUCCAAGCCACGUCCGUGUCUCUUUAUUCACGGCCUGGGAAACAGUAACGCCGAAGACGAACUGCAAGACUCGAUGACGCAGUACUGGGGCAAUUUGACAGAACACGCACCAUGCUGCACGGAAUUCAAGUACAUGGUGUGGAAUUCCAUGGCGGUUGGCUGGAACGAUGACAUGCAGCAGCAAACGAUGUGCGAUCUCGCUUCCUCGGUGACGAAGUCUGGCUCUUCAACUGAAAUUGCGGACACCAUCGUCGUCACGCAUUCCAUGGGUGGACUUGCACUAGCAGGUGCCAUCGCUAAUGGAAAAUGCACUCUCGCUAACAGUAGCUCGUGGGUCUCAAUGAGUGCACCCAUGUCGGGAAGCAUGGGCUCCGACUAUGCUGUUGAAUUGUGCGCUGGUGAACACACGGUUAUUAUGAAGAUGAUUGGCAACAUCACGAGUAUAUGCUCCAUGCUCAGUGCUACGAAAUCGCUUUCAUACGAAGGCGGGGAGUUCGCUAGCGCGGAAAUCAACGAAGCAUACGAAGCUGCUCAGGAAGUGUACCGGAAGCAUGUUUAUGCAGCUAUCUGCAGCGACUCGUACGCAGGGCUAUUUUCUCGCUAUCUGCCUAUUUAUUGGCUGCUGGGUUCUACACUUCCACACAAGUCGGAUGAGAACGAUGGUAUGGUGGAGUUCAAUAGCUGCGCAGGUGGACUUCCCGCUCAACAAUUUGGUGACCACUAUGGAAUGCGGUUUUACAAGACGGAGCUCAACCACGCCGACACUACGUUUUACUUCGGUGACGGGCUUUUUAACACUGCGCAAAUGCCCGUCAAGUGGUUUGAGUGCUUGUUGUAG
Molecule: messenger RNA, 1452 nt
Organism: Peronospora matthiolae
Lineage: Eukaryota; Oomycota; Peronosporomycetes; Peronosporales; Peronosporaceae
Source: the annotation of a GenBank genome assembly